AUGAACUUCUGCUUAUUUUUCUAUUUAUUUUCAAUUUUCCUCAUUUUCUGCCGAGCUUCUCCAAUUCCUCAAGCUUCUCCUUCAUUAGGAGUCAUUCACGGUAAGUUCUGAACCCUUGAAAAUGUUUCCUAAACUUGAAGGGACCCUUUUUUGCUAUCUCCUACAUUUAUGGAAUCUCUAGGCACUAACGUUUGCCAUUAGGGCUCUAAAGGAGCUGCUGCUUGACACAGAAGCUCUCUAGGCGCCGUUCCUUGACACAGAAAUAUGUUCCAGGUUCUCCUGUCGUUGCAAUAAUCCACGGAAAUUCAGACAUUCUAAAAGAUGAAGUUCAAUCCAAAGAUUCUGAAGAUGAUCCACUCGAAAAAUUUGGAAAAAUUGUUGAUUAA
Messenger RNA from Caenorhabditis angaria, 386 nucleotides. Lineage: Eukaryota; Metazoa; Nematoda; Chromadorea; Rhabditida; Rhabditidae. The record is from the annotation of a GenBank genome assembly.